UUCAGGCAUAUCAGAUGCAGGAUUUUUUAUAGGAACGUUCACGUGUACCGCCGAGGUAAACAAGUUGUAGCAGGCUGAAGACGCUGGUUGACUCUUUUACACUGUGAGAGCAUCUUAGAAGAAGGAUGGCAUCAUCUUCCAAAUCAUCUUCCAUUCAAGAUGCUCAGGGUCAGCUGCAGGAAGUUUUGGGAAACCUUGGAGAACUUGAGAGUGAGUUGGACCACGUCCGCAGCCGUAUUGAUGCACUAGUCCAAAGGCAGGACAGUCUCCUAAGUGAGAAGCAAGAGCUGAAGACCAAAGCGGACCAGUUGCAGACUCUGUGCCAGAGACUGCAGACGGAACGUGGGGACUUCCAGAAGUCAGAUUUUUCCUGGUCGUCAGAGCUUCAUCGCUUGAAGACAUCUGUCUUUGGCAUCAAGUCCUUGAGAGCCAUGCAAGAGCAAGUGAUGAACACCACACUGUCCGGUCGAGACUGCCUUCUGGUUAUGCCAACAGGGGCCGGCAAGAGUCUGUGCUAUCAACUACCUGCCCUCCUCUCUGAUGGCAUAACCUUGGUGGUGUCUCCUCUCGUUUCACUGAUGGAAGACCAAACUUUAGCCUUGGAACAGCUUAGCAUCCCAGCAGCCUUAUUGAAUGCAAGCACACCUCCAGAUAAGUUGAAAGCAACCAAUGCAGCCAUGUUGGAUCCCAAGGCCUCCCUGCGUCUGCUGUACGUCACCCCAGAGAAGAUCGCUAAGAGUAAACGCUUCAUGGCCCAGCUCCAGAAGUGUUACAUCAAGGGACGGCUGGCCAGGAUCGCUAUUGAUGAAGUGCACUGCUGCAGUCAGUGGGGCCACGACUUCAGGCCAGAUUAUAAGAUGCUGGGUGUUCUCAAGCGACAGUUUCCUGAGGUGCCCGUCUUGGGAUUGACUGCCACGGCUACAGCUGGUGUGCUUGAAGAUGUCAAGAGCUUGCUGAACCUGCACGCUUGCGUCAUACUCCGGUCCAGCUAUAACAGGGCUAAUCUGUUCUAUCAGGUCCGGGCCAAGCCAAGCAGCGAAGCACUCUUUACUGAAUUGCUCGUGCAGUUGCUCAAUGGACGUUACAAAGGCCAAUCAGGCAUCAUCUACUGCUUAUCCAAGAAGAACACGGAGCAGGUAGCCCUUGCCUUGCAGACUAGCAAUAUCCGGGCUGAGCCUUACCAUGCAGAUCUGGAUGCCGGCGUUCGUAGCGCAGUCCAUGGAAGAUGGAAGAGUGGCCGGACGCAGGUUGUGGUAGCGACCAUAGCCUUUGGCAUGGGUAUUGACAAACCGGACGUGCGGUUUGUGAUCCAUCACACCCUCAGCAAGUCGUUGGAGAACUACUAUCAGGAAAGCGGCCGAGCAGGUCGGGACGACAAGCCAGCCGACUGCAUCCUGUUCUUUCAGUCGCCCGACAUGUUUCGUCAGAGCGCCAUGGUCAUGGUGGAACAGACUGGACUGCAGAAACUCUACGCCAUGGUGGCAUACUGCAUUGAUAAACACAGGUGUCGUCGGCGCAUACAGGCAGAACAUUUUGAUGAGAGAUGGGACGCCAGCAAGCAAAAGUGCAAUGCGAAGUGUGAUAACUGCAAAUACAAGGAACAAGUUCAUGACUUGAAACUGAACGAUUACUAUGCCAGCAUGCUGGACAUAUUGCAGACCGUAGCCAAGAAGAAGGAGCGCGUCACAGCGUUGAAGCUGGUGGACAAGUGGUUGGCAAAGAAACCAACUCACAGACUUGAAGGCGCAAAGCCAUCCCCACUGACUCGCGUCGAUUGUGUGUCCAUCCUCUGCUACCUCCUCCUGGAGGGCUAUCUGAAAGAGGACUUUCACUUCACGCCCUAUGCUACCAUCAGCUACAUCUUACCAGGGCCUAAGGCAUCUUCCUCCCUCACCCAGCCCAUCGUCUUCAAGUUUCGCUCCUCUGGAAGCGAGCUCUCAAAAGCUGGAGAUGCUCCUCCUGAGAAAUUCGCCGUGAAGACUCCCUCAAGCGGUUCUAAGAAUAAGAAUCUAGCGGGAGGUUCAAGUUGUUCCUCCCCUACAACUUCAUCUGGAAGACCGACAAGCAAGGAAGCUAAGAAACAAAGAGAAGGGGUUCCCGAUACAAAGAGAAAAUCUGGAAAUAUGAGUGGUAGUAGGGAUACUCCAAAUAAGAAACCAAAGGUUUAGGAUUCUUCCAAGGUUAUAGUUAUACUUUGAAAUUCAGAAUACAAAGUGAUAUGGGCUCCGUGCACAAGUUCUCCUUCAACAGCCAGAAAAAGGAGAGUUGGGGGAUACCUAGACUGGUUUCCAGUCCAUUCACUGCGUAUUUCGAAUGAUCCAAAGUUAUUGGGGGCAGGGAUUAGUCUGGGAGACCAUCACAAGUUAAAUUCGUACGCAUUCACGCUAAGACGCUGUAAGCUGUGCGUACUUCGCGCGCGAACCAGUACAGUUCGCACACGCUGUGUGUCCCGUCCACGGCGCUCUCAAAAGUGGUAAAAAUGCGCCCUCUUUUGUUGGCACAAGGAGCCCAUGUGUUCAGAUCUUGAGAUUAAUCCCAGCAGUCCUCAGUAACAAAUUAGUAAUGCCAUUUUUUGAUGAAAAAUGUAAUUGUCACUUCUUCAAGAAACGGUAACGUCAUUGUAAAGCCGCUUAGAAAUGUUUAAAGUACAGAAACAUAGUUUUCAUUUUUGUCAGUAAAAUGUGCUGUCUAAGGCCCGCGCUAAAUGCCUUAGUACUACCGAUCUGAACUCACAUGAACUAAGGUAGGCAAUUGCUCACCUAUUGCACGGCAGCUGCUUUAAACGCUGAACUUCAUAGUCGAACAUAAUGCAUCUGUCCAGGUAAAAUAUUACAUUCAAGCAGUUCAGUGAACGUUGAGCGCGAUCAAAUAUUUGCGGCAAUUUCACUCCUCGUGAUGCGGACACGAGGGAGGGUAUUACGAGCAUUCGUAUUGUAAAGUGCUUGUUCCAACUUCGAAUUGAAUGGAGCUCGGCACGGCAAUGGCACGGUGUUUAGAACGGAUAGUGCCGUGAGGAACUCAAUUUGCCAAGCCUAGUGGAUUUAAACGCCCUGCUAUCGCCAUGCUGCAUUAAAAAAUGUCAUAUUAAUUGAGUUUGGCACAGCAGAAUCACGGCAUUUAGAACGGCCAUACCGGACCAUUGCCUUUUUAUCAAAGCUGAGACUGUAAUAUACAGCGAUGUGCCCAAAAUAAUUUUUGCGUGGUACAUCAUUUUUGCAUGGUAUAUGUAUAAAUUGGGGGCCAUCUUGGUCAGGUACCCCACACCAAAUGCAUGUACUUUGUGAAGUGGCUGUGGGUGCCAGUUUCCUUCAGCCAAAGCUUGCCUUUAUUCUCCAUCUAAACGAAUUCAUCAAAGAGGAUUAUGUCAGUCUAUUGUAAGGGAUGCCUGUUGCAGUAGCUGUUUAUGUUUCUUCUGUUUAAAAAAAAUAUAUUCAUUCGCAUAAAAUUUAUGUGAAGUAUUUGUAAACAGAUGUGAUACUUGUAUUCAUAAGUACCUGAGACAGUUUACCCUUCCUAUUGGUAGAGAGCCUGUCAGCCGGUUGAUAAGACACUGUCUGGUUGGUUUUAAACACUUUUCCGGUGUCACAUGAAAUGUCGACUCCUAUGAAAUCUGGUCCCUUUUACCCUUUUA
This is a messenger RNA of Patiria miniata (bat star), 3631 nucleotides long. It is a transcript of the gene recql, whose product is annotated as ATP-dependent DNA helicase Q1-like. Gene Ontology annotation, cellular component: cytoplasm; chromosome. Gene Ontology annotation, molecular function: ATP binding; nucleic acid binding; 3'-5' DNA helicase activity. Gene Ontology annotation, biological process: double-strand break repair via homologous recombination. Lineage: Eukaryota; Metazoa; Echinodermata; Asteroidea; Valvatida; Asterinidae. The record is from RefSeq and is a predicted model, not a curated record. The coding region runs from base 126 to 2168 and encodes 680 amino acids. The transcript has 14 exons.